AUGGCUGGUUUGGAGUUGGGCUCGUCGUCCCACUUUGUGUCUCAGCUUCAUAGGCCCGACCUCCAUCUCCAGAGGCCCGACGACUCCGAGGAUGAUCACUCCAACCGCAACCACCACUUAUCCGGCGACAAUUCCUACCCAGACGCCGCGGAGGCCCGCCGGCCGCGCGGCCGGCCCCCGGGAUCCAAGAACAAGCCGAAGCCCCCCGUCAUCAUCACCCGGGAGAGCGCCAACACGCUCCGUGCCCACAUCCUGGAGGUGGGCGGCGGCACGGACGUGUUUGAGGCGGUGGCAGCGUACGCGCGGCGGCGGCAGCGCGGGAUCUGCGUCCUGAGCGGGACGGGCACGGUGGCCAACGUCAGCCUGCAGCAGCCGGCGUCGGCGGGGGGUGUGGUGGCCGCCCUCCAGGGACGCUUCGAGAUCCUGUCGCUGUCCGGGUCGUUCCUGCCGCCGCCGGCUCCUCCGGGGGCCACCACCCUGUCGGUGUACCUGGCCGGGGGACAAGGGCAGGUGGUGGGCGGGAAUGUGGUGGGCCCACUCAUCGCGUCGGGCCCCGUCAUCAUUAUAGCUGCGUCCUUCACCAACGUGGCGUACGAGAGGCUGCCGCUGGAGGAGGAGGAGGAGGAGAUGACCGGGAUUCAGAUGCAGGCGCCAGCUUCUGUGCCAACGGGAGGCAGUCAUCACUUUCCAGAUCCCUCGCUGGGGCUUCCCUUUCUGAAUAUGCCCAACGAAGGCCAGCUUCAGAUGGAAGGCGGCUGGGGGAAUUCCGCCGGUGGCCGGCCACCCUAUUAG
Striga hermonthica is the source of this 792-nucleotide messenger RNA. The record is from the annotation of a GenBank genome assembly. NCBI's taxonomy places the organism in Eukaryota, Viridiplantae, Streptophyta, Magnoliopsida, Lamiales, Orobanchaceae.